Messenger RNA from Anoplophora glabripennis (Asian longhorned beetle), 901 nucleotides. RefSeq names its product probable palmitoyltransferase ZDHHC24. Bases 59 to 883 code for a protein of 274 amino acids. Gene Ontology annotation, cellular component: endoplasmic reticulum; Golgi apparatus. Gene Ontology annotation, biological process: peptidyl-L-cysteine S-palmitoylation; protein targeting to membrane. The record is from RefSeq and is a predicted model, not a curated record. Lineage: Eukaryota; Metazoa; Arthropoda; Insecta; Coleoptera; Cerambycidae. Gene Ontology annotation, molecular function: protein-cysteine S-palmitoyltransferase activity. The transcript has a single exon.
AAUAUAACCUAAAAAAAUAUUGUAACUUUAAUGUCUUUACGUUAGUGAUUGUGUAAAAAUGAUAAUACGGCGGGAUAUAUGGCCAAAAUGUUUUAAAGAUGCCAUUGUUACUGGGUUCGUGUUAGUUAUAAUUCCGCUGAUUUAUUAUUUUGAACUGUUCGUGGUCAUGCCAAGGUAUUACAAACAAUGGAGUUUAGUAUACAAUUUCCACUUCCUCAUGGGCACUUUUAUUUUAUACAAUUUGUGUGGAAAUCUUGUAGCGAUUAUUAUGUGUGAUACAAGCAUAAAAGGAAGAGUUUUAAGCUCGGAACUUUUACCCAAUUGGAGGUUUUGCACCGUAUGUGAAACAGUAGCACCACCUAGGUCUUGGCAUUGCAACACAUGUAAUGUAUGUAUUUUGAAGAGAGACCAUCAUUGUAUGUUCACGAGUUGUUGUAUCGGACAUGAAAAUCAUCGCUUCUUUUUAGUGUUUGUGUUUUACAUGUUUGCAGCGACAGUGUAUGCCUCAUACUAUAAUAUUUCUUUCGUUUGGGACUAUUUAUCGUUCGGGUCGUGGACUUCGGUAUUUAAACUUAUACUUCCUUUAGCUACUUUAUUCCUAGAAUGGACUCAAAGUCAAUUAUAUAUAUUUUUUGUUAUAAUAGUUGUACUGGGAGGGGCCUUUACAGGUGGUCUUUUAUGGUUUCAUACUGACUUAAUGCUGAAAGGGCUUGUAACUCACGAGAGAGGUAAAAAGAGUAAAUAUGAUAAUGGACAAAAUUUGAAUAUACAAGUUGUGUUGGGUGAAAAAUGGUAUUUGGUUUGGUUAUCGCCUUGGAUCGAAAGCAAACUGCCUUGUGAUGGAAUUAACUGGGAUAACUUUGUAUCAGGAAAGAUAAAAUAAAUUACCCAUUAAUGUGUC